AUGCCGUCACUUCUGCUGGAUGCCAUUGUUCAUAGAGACCAGCCCUGGUACAGUGUUGGUGGGGUGAUUACACAAGAGGACUUAUAUAAAGAUAUAAGCCUGAGAAGAGUGAGGCCCGCUCUGCAUUCUGUGGAGACUGAGGGUCUGCAUCGCAGCAGCUCCAAGAACAGAGUAGCCCUAGCUCCAGUGCCUCGAGGUCCUGAUGCCUGUCAGAUGAUAACCAGACCCCAGCUCGGUCAGGAUCCCCCACAGAGAACAGUGCUGACUGAGAAUGGACAGUACAGGAGGACCUGUGGCCAGGGGAUCACAACAGUCAGGUGUUCUGGAUCAGAAAAUGUCUUCCCUCCAGCUGGAAAGAAAGUGCUCUCACUCCAGGUGCCAGCCAAGCAAGGAUUUGCUGUCUACCUGGAUGAGCCCGAGCAGAGGGACAGAGACAGCUGUACAGGGAAAGAGGAGAUGGCAUUUGAGGAUGUGUAUGAGGUAGACACCAGCACACUCAAGUCAGACCUUCACUUCCUGCCGGAUUUUAACACAGUUUCCCCAAUGGUGGUAGAUUCAUCUCUCCAUUCCCAGUCUGAAGAUGCAUCAGAUUUUGGUACAGAUGUGUUAAAUGUGACUGAAUAUGCUGAAGGAAUUCAUCAGUACCUUAGAGAAGCUGAAAUAAGACACAAGCCCAAAGCACACUACAUGAGGAAGCAACCAGACAUCACAGAAGGCAUGCGAACGAUUCUGGUGGACUGGCUCGUUGAGGUCGGCGAAGAGUGUAAGCUUCGAGCAGAGACUCUCUACCUGGCUCUCAUCUUCCUGGACAGGUUACUUUCAUGCGUGUCUAUUCUGAGAGGGAAAUUGCAGGUUGUAGGCACAGCAGCGAUUCUUCUGGCUUCUCAAUAUGAAGAAAUAUAUCCACCUGAAGUAGACAAGUUUGUCUACAUAAUUGAUGAUACUUACCCAAAACGCCAACUGCUAAGAAUGGAACAUCUGCUCCUGAAAAUCCUGGCUUUUGAUCUCACAGUGCCAACCACCAACCAGUUUCUCCUUCAGUACUUAAGGAGACAAGGAGUGUGCGCCAGAACUGAGAAUCUGGCCAAGUAUGUAGCAGAACUGAGUCUUCUUGAAGCUGACCCAUUCUUGAAAUAUCUUCCUUCACCGAUAGCUGCAGUAGCUUAUUGCCUGGCCAGCUAUACUGUGAACACCCACUUCUGGCCAGAAACCCUUGCUGCAUUUACAGGCUAUUCAUUAAAUGAAAUUGUGCCUUGCCUGAGCGAGCUGCAUAAAGCAUGCCUUAAUAUAUCCCAUCGAUCACAGCAAGCAAUUAGGGAGAAUUAUAAGACUUCAAAGUACAUGCACGUGUCUCUGAUGGAACCACCUGCAGUUUUCUCUCUGCAGUAA
Molecule: messenger RNA, 1389 nt
Organism: Mirounga angustirostris (Northern elephant seal)
Lineage: Eukaryota; Metazoa; Chordata; Mammalia; Carnivora; Phocidae
Product: cyclin-A1-like
Biological process (GO): regulation of cyclin-dependent protein serine/threonine kinase activity; mitotic cell cycle phase transition
Cellular component (GO): cytoplasm; nucleus; cyclin A2-CDK2 complex
Molecular function (GO): cyclin-dependent protein serine/threonine kinase regulator activity
Source: RefSeq, a predicted model, not a curated record